This is a messenger RNA of Echinops telfairi (small Madagascar hedgehog), 2571 nucleotides long. It is a transcript of the gene SLC35F5, whose product is annotated as solute carrier family 35 member F5. Bases 14 to 1576 code for a protein of 520 amino acids. Gene Ontology annotation, cellular component: membrane. Lineage: Eukaryota; Metazoa; Chordata; Mammalia; Afrosoricida; Tenrecidae. The transcript has 16 exons. The record is from RefSeq and is a predicted model, not a curated record. Gene Ontology annotation, biological process: regulation of peptide transport.
GCCGGCUCUGCUCAUGGUGCCGCCACGACGCCAGCACGGGGCAGCAAAGCCAGGCGUGCUGACUUGGGCACCUCCUUUUAGACUCAGAUCUGCCAACUUUUCAGAAGACCUCAGAAAAGCCCUUAGAAUCAGAGUGCAAAUGGUGUGUGUAUUUAUCAUGAACCGGAUGAAUUCUCAGAGCAGUGGUUUCACUCAGCGCAAGCGAAUGGCUCUUGGGAUUGUUAUUCUCCUACUUGUUGAUGUGAUAUGGGUGGCUUCUUCUGAACUGACUUCGUAUGUUUUCACUCAGUACAACAAACCAUUCUUCAGCACCUUUGCAAAAACAUCCAUGUUUGUUUUAUACCUCUUGGGUUUUGUUAUUUGGAAGCCGUGGAGACAGCAGUGUACAAGAGGAUUUCGAGGAAAACAUGCUGCUUUUUUUACGGAUGCUGAAGGUUACUUUGCUGCUUGCACAACAGAUACCACUAUGAAUAGCUCUUUGAGUGAACCUCUGUAUGUGCCUGUGAAGUUUCAUGAUCUUCCAAGUGAAAAACCUGACAGCACAAAUAUUGACACUGAAAAAGCUCCAAAAAAAUCUCGAGUAAGGUUCAGUAAUAUUAUGGAGAUUCGACAGCUCCCAUCAAGUCACGCGUUGGAAGCUAAAUUGUCGCGCAUGUCUUAUCCUGCCGUGAAAGAACAAGAGUCCAUACUAAAAACCGUGGGGAAACUGAAUGCAACUCAAGUAGCAAAAAUAAGCUUUUUCUUUUGCUUUGUGUGGUUUUUGGCGAAUUUUUCAUAUCAAGAAGCACUUUCAGAUACACAGGUUGCUAUAGUUAAUAUUUUGUCUUCAACCUCUGGACUUUUUACCUUGAUCCUUGCUUCAGUGUUUCCAAGUAACAGUGGAGACAGAUUUACUCUUUCUAAACUAUUAGCUGUCAUUUUAAGUAUUGGAGGCGUUGUGUUGGUAAACCUAUCAGGAUCUGAAAAAUCUGCUGGAAGAGAUACAAUAGGUUCCAUGUGGUCUCUUGUUGGCGCCAUGCUCUAUGCUGUCUAUAUUGUUAUGAUUAAGAGAAAAGUAGACAGAGAAGAUAAAUUGGAUAUUCCAAUGUUCUUUGGUUUUGUAGGUCUGUUUAAUCUGCUGCUCUUGUGGCCAGGUUUCUUUUUACUUCAUUAUACUGGAUUUGAGGACUUUGAGUUUCCCAAUAAAGUAGUAUUAAUGUGCAUUAUCAUUAAUGGCCUUAUUGGAACCGUUCUCUCAGAGUUCCUGUGGUUGUGGGGCUGCUUUCUUACCUCAUCCUUGAUAGGCACACUUGCACUAAGCCUUACGAUACCGCUGUCCAUAAUAGCUGAUAUGUGUCUGCAAAAGGUGCAGUUUUCUUGGUUAUUUUUUGCAGGCGCUGUCCCCGUAUUUUUUUCAUUUUUUAUUGUAACUCUACUGUGUCAUUAUAAUAAUUGGGAUCCAGUGAUGGUGGGAAUAAGAAGAUUUUUUGCAUUUAUAUGCAGAAAACAUCGACUUCAGAGAGCUCCAGAAGACAACGAACAAUGUGAGAGUCUCAUUCCGCUGCACAAGGCUUCCCAGGAGGAUGGAGCUAGCUAGCCGUGGUCCUUAGCCCAGCAUAUCUGAUCAUGGAACUUGUCGCGGCGAAGAGACAAUCUGUAGCAAGUUUUUGUAGAAAAGAGUGUUUCAGUGCCUAGUCUGAAAAAUCAUGGUUUCAGUUCUUUGAAACUCUAAAAUAUGCUUUCCUCAUGUGUUUUCUUCAUUUUCGUACUGAAGUACUUUGCAGUGUACCUGUCUGCAUAUCACUACAAUUAAUGAAGUUCCAGUCCACAGUCCAUCUUCAGGACCAACCUGCCUUAUCCAUCUCCAGGAAUCCAGCUGAUGGCAUGGUUUGAACUAAUCACGGAAUGAAAUCCUAAUGUUCUAGAGAUUUUAAUGUGUUAGUGUUAAAUGGUGGACUCUGUAUUAUUAAAAUGUAAGGCAAUCGUUUAUAUAGAGAGAUCAGUGUUUCUUACAGGCAAAGUGCUAAACUAAGCUGCCUGUAAUAGGUACGGCUUCCAUUUCUGAGUUUUACAGAAUAUUGCAAAUUAACACACAAAAAUGUUUAAUGUAUAUAAUAAGUAUGUUCGUGCAAAUUGGUGGGGCUUUAAAAUGAAUAAAUAUUGGGACAAGAUCCUGGUUCACUUACAUUAUAUAUACUGUACUACUUUCAUUGCAUUAGGUGCCUUGUAUUUUGAAUCUGUGACAAUGACAAUUUUUAUAUGGGAAAUAUUAUUGUAAAAUGAUUGUGUAUUUCUACAGGCUAUGUUGCUGUAAAUUUAAUUGAUAAAACUUUUUGCUUAACUUAGAGUUGAGGAAAUAAUCACUCUACAAUUAAGAAAUUUUCCUAAUAGAAUGGUUUAAACUGAAGUGAUAAAGAGUUUUAUUAAAAUAAAUGCUCCAAAAUGUUUACAUAUAUGUAUUUGUGUAUCGGAACUGUAUCAAGUAGUUUCUCGUCCCUCCCCCCCAUGUUAAUGUGCCAAAGUACUCUAUAACUGGAGUCUUCGUUAAAUAAUUUUCCUAAAUAAAAUUUUAAUGGUUAAAUUACCAAAGAA